AAGAUGCCACAGGGAGAAAGUUCAACAAAUCAGACAAAUUUGAAUACCAAAGCAGUUGCCGUGAAAGAAACCUAUUCGAAAUGUGGUGCCAAAUUGCACUAAGAUGCACUAAGAAAUCUAUGCAACAGAGAAGAGCAUGAAGACAGUACAUGUAAAGAUGAGUGCUUCAAACAUUGAGAUCGUUGUUAUUGUUUAAAAUUAAGCAUGACACAAAACCAUCGUGGACCACAAAGGGGCCACUAGCAUCCAAGCAAGAAAAAAUACAGGUCAGGUUAGACCAAUACUAUUUGAACAGACCAUGUGUUGAUGGCUUGUGUUAUGAUGCUCAGUUCUGAUAUUUCGAGUCUCUGGGGUUGUUUUUCUCUAUCAUUAACACCUCCAGUGUGUGAAGUGGUUUCGGCCAACCCAGAUCUAUAGUGUCGUGAUUUCGACACUCCCGCUUCUCCAGUGAAUUCCGAUUCUUCCCAACCUUCGUCGCGAUUUGAAGAAAGAGCUUUAAUUGAUCCUCUAAAUUUCGCUUUGUCUUCUCCUCAGCGAGCUUUUGUAGUCCUACUACGCUUUUCUUGGAGGAAAGACGUUUUGUUGCUGUUUUUUAAGAUCACGCCACCGACAGAAUGAACUUGUGUUCCCUCCAGUCGCCAUGACUGGGUUUAUAUUUUCCUUGAGAAUAAACUACCUUAUCAUUGAAAUACUUUAAUCAGGUCCCAUGCAGACUUUACAUUUUGGCGGUUAACGUUGAAUAGACGAAAUCAUUUCCAUCGAAAGAACUUCUGCACGAAACUUGGGACGCGAUUUUUAUAUCGUGUUUGCCUUCUGCGCCCGUGUAUUCACGGUAAGAGGAAUACCUGGGUAAGAGCGGAAAUUGUUUUGCUUGCGUCUCGUGUUGAAGAUGGCCUCCGCACAAGACGAAAACUGCAUAAGUCCAUAUAGAAGACUACUCAUAGAUAUGUCGAUGCAACUGUCUAGCAAAGAUCUGGAAAGGUUAAAGUAUGCUGUAGGAGAUCGCCUUCCCAAGAGAUUGACAGAAAACAUUGAAAGUGGACUGAAGUUAUUUGAAGCACUGGAACAAGAUGUACACAUUGGUCCACAGAAUCUGACCUUGUUACAUGAUGGGUUUAAAGCGAUCGGCAGAGUGGAUCUCGCGCAAAUAAUUUAUGUUUUUUCAAGAAAACUCCACGAAGCUGGUGAGACUGAAGUUGGGCCAGAUGACAUGGUAUCUGACGGCGUAGGGAACGGAAGUGAUCUAGAACCAAAAGGAAGUGAUCUCUCAUACACAGGCGCUCGAAAAG
Messenger RNA from Stylophora pistillata, 1289 nucleotides. RefSeq lists its product as uncharacterized. Gene Ontology annotation, biological process: regulation of apoptotic process. Gene Ontology annotation, molecular function: protein binding. Lineage: Eukaryota; Metazoa; Cnidaria; Anthozoa; Scleractinia; Pocilloporidae. The record is from RefSeq and is a predicted model, not a curated record.